Messenger RNA from Plasmopara halstedii, 699 nucleotides. Its product is annotated as enoyl-hydratase. NCBI's taxonomy places the organism in Eukaryota, Oomycota, Peronosporomycetes, Peronosporales, Peronosporaceae. The transcript has a single exon. The record is from RefSeq and is a predicted model, not a curated record. Bases 1 to 699 code for a protein of 232 amino acids.
AUGUAUGAGCAGUUAACGGCAGCAUUGGAUGAAUUCGAGGCCAAUGAUUCCUUGCAUGCACUCGUCAUAUCGGGCCACGGUAAUUAUUUUACUAGUGGCGCUGACAUGAAAGAAAUGCCUGCCUAUCUAGUUGACAAAUCAGUGCGUCGACCUUCACAAAGCCCAGUAUAUACUUUUAUGCAUAGAAUUAUUGCGUGCAAGAAGAUGCUGGUGGCUGCGGUGAACGGAUGUGCCAUCGGCAUUGGCGUCACACUGCUCAUGCACUGUGAUCUUGUGUAUGCUGCUGAAAGUGCCACCUUCUGUACACCAUUCUUACGUGUUGGUAUCGUACCGGAAUUUGCGUCAUCGUAUACAUUCCCGCACUUCCUAGGACCUAUUGUUGCUAACGACUUCAUCAUCCGCUCCAAGGUGUACACGGCUCAAGAAGCACUGAAUGUUAAGCUCGUUAGUGACGUCUUCCCAACAAACGGUUUCUUAGAGAAAGUUCUUGCUGAGGUUGAGCCAAUCGUGACAAAUCACUCGAACAAAAUGAUUCUUCCAUUGUACAAGUCACUUCUACGUCGCGAAUACACUCCAAAGAUUCUAAAAGCAUUAGCCAGCGAGUUUGACCACAUGGAUCGUCGUGCAGCGUCAAGUGAAUAUCUUGAAUUUGUCUUGGAGCUCAAGAAGAAAUUCAACAAAAAAAGAAGCAAGUUGUAA